Molecule: messenger RNA, 6630 nt
Organism: Dermochelys coriacea (leatherback sea turtle)
Lineage: Eukaryota; Metazoa; Chordata; Testudines; Dermochelyidae
Gene: EDEM3
Product: ER degradation enhancing alpha-mannosidase like protein 3
Exons: 20
Coding region: 306-3104 (932 amino acids)
Biological process (GO): endoplasmic reticulum mannose trimming; carbohydrate metabolic process; mannose trimming involved in glycoprotein ERAD pathway
Cellular component (GO): membrane; endoplasmic reticulum
Molecular function (GO): mannosyl-oligosaccharide 1,2-alpha-mannosidase activity; calcium ion binding
Source: RefSeq, a predicted model, not a curated record
CGUCUCACUCCACUAAAGUCGUUCACCAGAAUCACGUGGCACAAACGGACCCUCGACUCCGAUUGGGCCACAGCGGCGCCACGUGAUGGGCUGAACCCGGAAGCCGCGGAAGGAGAUUGUUUCCUUGGCUACGCCACAGGAAAGCGAAGGUCUGGUCCUUUCCGUGUUCACGUCGGCGGCGCUGAGAGCGGCAGGGGCAGGGGCAGGGGCAGGGGCAGGGGCAGCCGCCGCCGCCGCCGGGGAGAGGGGCGAGCAGCGAGCAUGGGGCUGAGCCGGGCCUAGCGGGGCGGCGGGCAGCUGCUGCCAUGAGCGGAGCUGCUGGUGCUGAGGGGGGGAGCGGGGACCCCGCAGCCCGCUGGGGGAGAUGGAAGCUGUUGGCCCUGGGCCUGCUCUCCGCUUCCUCGGUGCUGGCAGCCGCCCCGGGCGCCGGAGCCAUGAGCAGGGAGGAAAAGCGCCGGCUCGGGAAUCAAGUGUUAGAAAUGUUUGAUCAUGCUUAUAGCAAUUACAUGGAUCAUGCCUACCCAGCUGAUGAACUCAUGCCUUUAACUUGCCGUGGACGGGUUCGGGGUCAGGAACCUAGUCGUGGGGAUGUAGACGAUGCCUUGGGAAAGUUUUCAUUGACACUGAUUGAUACCUUGGACACUCUUGUGGUGUUAAAUAAAACCAAAGAGUUUGAAGAUGCUGUGAAAAAUGUAAUAAAAGAUGUUAAUUUAGAUAAUGACAUAGUUGUAUCAGUUUUUGAAACUAACAUAAGAGUCCUUGGAGGUCUUUUAGGUGGGCACUCUGUGGCAAUUAUGCUGAAAGAAAAAGGUGAAUACAUGCAGUGGUACAGUGGUGAACUUCUGCACAUGGCAAAACAAUUGGGCUACAAACUUUUACCUGCUUUUAACACUACUAGUGGUCUCCCUUAUCCAAGAGUUAAUUUAAAAUUUGGUUUAAGAAGUCCAGAAGCUCGAACAGGAACAGAGACUGAUACUUGUACAGCUUGUGCAGGUACCUUGAUACUUGAGUUUGCUGCUCUAAGCCGAUUCACAGGAACAUCAAUAUUUGAGGAAUAUGCACGGAAGGCGCUUGAUUUUCUUUGGGAAAAAAGACAACGCAACAGUAAUUUAGUGGGAGUUACUAUUAAUAUACAUACUGGAGACUGGGUCCGCAAAGAUAGUGGAGUUGGAGCAGGAAUAGACUCGUAUUAUGAAUAUUUAUUAAAAGCCUAUGUCUUGCUUGGAGAUGACCGUUUCCUGGAAAGAUUUAACACACACUAUGAUGCCAUAAUGAGGUACAUUAGUCAACCACCUCUUCUGCUUGAUGUUCAUAUUCACAAACCAAUGCUAAAUGCUCGGACCUGGAUGGACUCUUUGCUUGCGUUCUUCCCAGGCUUGCAGGUAUUGAAAGGUGACAUUAGACCUGCUAUUGAAACUCAUGAGAUGUUAUAUCAGGUGAUAAAAAAGCAUAACUUUCUUCCUGAGGCUUUCACAACAGACUUCAGGGUUCAUUGGGCUCAGCAUCCUUUAAGACCAGAAUUUGCAGAAAGCACCUAUUUCUUGUAUAAAGCUACUGGGGACCCUUACUACCUAGAAGUAGGAAAAACGCUCAUUGAAAAUUUAAACAAAUACGCUAGAGUACCCUGUGGAUUUGCUGCAAUGAAGGAUGUUCGUACGGGAAGUCAUGAGGACAGAAUGGACUCUUUCUUCCUGGCUGAGAUGUUUAAAUACCUUUACCUGCUCUUUACUGAUAAGGAAGACAUGAUUUUUGAUAUAGAAGAUUAUAUCUUCACUACAGAGGCUCAUCUAUUACCUCUUUGGCUCUCUACUACAAACCAAACAAUGUCUAAGAAAAAUACAACAACAGAAUACAUGGAGCUGGAUGACAGUAACUUUGAAUGGACAUGUCCGAACACCCAGAUUCUCUUCCCAAAUGACCCUAUGUAUGCUCAGAGUAUCCGUGAACCUUUGAAAAAUGUGGUGGAUAAGAGCUGUCCUAGGGGCGUUGCCAGAGUAGAAGAGAGUUUUGGGAGUGGACCAAAACCACCCCUGAGAGCCAGGGAUUUCAUGGCCAGUAACCCUGAGCAUUUGGAGAUACUGAAGAAGAUGGGAGUCAGUUUGAUUCACCUCAAAGAUGGAAGAGUACAAUUAGUGCAGCAUGCAAUUCAAGCAGCAAGUUCACUUGAUGCUGAAGAUGGUUUGCGAUUCAUGCAGGAAAUGAUUGAACUAUCCAGUCAGCAACAAAAAGAGCAGCAGCUACCCCCACGUGCUGUUCAAAUUGUUUCCCACCCAUUCUUUGGCAGGGUAGUAUUGACAGCUGGGCCAGCACAAUUUGGAAUGGACCUCUCCAAACACAGCAUAGGGACAAGAGGAUUUGUUGCAACCAGUAAACCUUACAAUGGAUGCUCGGAGAUCACUAAUCCUGAAUCAGUGAAGGAGAAAAUUGCUUUGAUGCAGAGAGGCCAGUGCAUGUUUGCUGAAAAGGCACGAAACAUCCAAAAAGCUGGAGCAAUAGGGGGCAUUGUUAUUGAUGACAAUGAGGGAAGCAGCAGCGACACUGCUCCUCUAUUCCAAAUGGCUGGUGAUGGAAAGAAUACAGAUGAUAUCAAAAUCCCCAUGCUCUUCCUGUUCAACAAAGAAGGAAAUAUUAUACUUGAUGCAAUCCGAGAAUAUGAGGCUGUAGAAGUGCUUCUUUCUGAUAAAGCAAAAGACAGAGAUCUGGAAAUGGAAAACAUGGACCAGAAGUCAUCUGAAAAUGAUUCACAUAAGCAGAGACCAGAAGAGACUUCAGCAUCUCAGGACCUCAGCUUGGUCAGUCAAGAGCCUGAAGGAGAAGAAAGUUCUGAUGUUACUCACCUUGAUUCAUUAUCUCCUGUUGAUGCAGACAGUGAUAGCAUUUCCAUUUCAAACCAGGAGUCCUGUAUCACAGAAAUCCAUGAGGCUAUUGUUCAAGAGACAGAAAGUACAGAAUUAGAUGACAAGCCUCAGGAACAAUCUCAGACUGAGAGAGAUUCCAGCUCCAACGUUAAUUGGGAUAAUAAAGUCCAGCCGAUGGAAUCCAUAUUAGCAGAUUGGAAUGAAGAUAUAGAAGCAUUUGAAAUGAUGGAAAAGGAUGAACUAUGACUUCUAAUAACUUAUUUGUGGAUAAACAAAAUGGUGGAUUUGUUGGGUAAAAAUGAGGCCCUAAUAUCUAAGAAUUAGAAAUUGUUCAGUAUUGUGAUGAGCAACCAGGUUUCACCUGGAUAAUAGAAACCCAGCAUGUGUUAUAAUUUAUAUGGUUUUAAUUUUUCCUGUUUCGAAAUGGGAAUGUGCAAUUGAACUGUUUGUAUGGCUCUAUUGCAUGGUGCUGUAAUACAGGAGGUUUCAUUCAGGGAAUUAAUCAGAUUUCAGCAUUCCAGGCUUCUGGAGAGCAGAUUGCCUUGGCCUCUGGAAAGGUAGAAGUUGAAUGUAAUGGGAUUAAUGCACCACUUGUUGGUUGGUUAUUGCACUUGAAGGCAAUAGUCAGAGGCUAUUCCAGUUGAAGGUUCAGUUUCACUGAUAAGGCCUUUAUGGAGAGAAAUAGGUGCAACUGUGAGACAUUUCCAGCUGUAAUGUCUUUAAAACACAGCUAGAAACAGCUCAAUUUGUCCUGACAUUUAUAUCUUAAUAAGAUAUAGCAGUGUUGCUCAUCACUCCUUCCAUCUGUUGUUUUGAAGAAUGUCCAAGACGACUUGGAUUUUUCCUCUUCUGCUCUUAUUUAAACUAGAGGCUGCAUAAACCAAAGGUAAUGUGCUCUAUUAGGAAGCUCUCUUAGGAAAAUUAAGAAAGCUUUGCUAACUAGAGGUUCACAGUGAUUAUGAAGAUUGUUACUUGAAUUAAGGUAAAUUGGGCAAAACACGUUUUAAUACAAUUUUUCCUUUUUUGGCCUUCCAUGCUUAAAACAUUCAAGCUUAAAACUACCCUAAGAUACAGAACUUGGCAUUAUUAUUGUUCUCUGAAAAUUGAAAUUCUCAUCUAUUGAGUAUCUGACAGUUUGUUUUCUCUACAAGAUCUAUAUCUGUCAGCCUUAAAUUUGUAACAUUUUGGGCAAGAAAGCCAGUAUCAAUAGUGAAGUACAGCUGUUUACCUUUAGUUAUUGGGUCCAUAAUUCAAAAUUUAGUGAUGUGAAGUCAAAGAAUAAUUGAUAUGAUACUUCGUGGCUUCUGGUUUGAUUGUUGUUGUUGUUUUUUUUUUUAAUACAGGUAAGCCUUGGUUCCUAAUUUAUCAUGUUUUUGGAAGUAUCCUCUAAUUAAACCACAAAUCUGUUUAAGCAAACAAGAAGCAGUUAGCUUAACUGUAUCCAAAUUAAAACUGCCAAAAAUCUAGUUUAAGUUGAUGAUAUAUAGACACGGGUUUUAGUUAAUUAGGGUUCAAUUCAGUAUUUAAUCUUUUUUUCCUUUUCAAAGAGAGACUUAACACUGCCUAGAUCACGCACCAGUCUAAAACUGAAAGUUUUUAUAUUUAUAUAUAAUCUUUAUAACGGCAGGCAGAUGUAUCCCUGUCUGAAGUGCACCUUUCAUUUUACUGGUGAGAUUAAAAUGUGCCGAAUAUGCAAAUGUCAAUCAGUACAGCCAUACUGUAUUGUACUUACAUAUAUUCAUAUACGGUUUCAAGUCCCAGACAAAUGUUGUAUACAUGUAAUCUGACAGUGACACUUGCUUUCAAGAGUAUCAAAAUGCACAAGUACUUUUGAGAGUACGUUAGUCAAUCAUAAUACUACACAGAAAUUGAAUGACAAUUUAACUGAAUAGAGGUGUAGUUAACUUUGAGAUAGUGAAGCAGUAGGGAACUAGUGAAUAAGUGUCCUUUUAAAAUGUAGUUUUAAUUUCUUUGCACAAAUAAAUAACUAUGGAGGUUUGGGCUUAAUAUAUUGGUACAGCGCUGAAGCUUAAUACUUUGUCAUUUUAGCCUGAGGGAUUGAUUUUAAAGGAUGGGAUUAUUCCUCAAAAUCUUUGAAGUGUCCUUUGUAACUUGGGUGCCCAGCUCGUGCAAUUGAGGUAUGCCUGGUAUGGCCACAGAAUCCAGUGACUUCAGGGUGUGUUUUUUUGGGCAAAAGAUGAUAUGGCUGCAAGUGACCAGUUGCACCAUAGGGUGGUAUAGUUCAGAAAUCAUAACUCUAAAAAGGAGUUAGAUAUUUCCAAAUGUCAGAAUCUAGUGCCACUAAUGAGGGUUUUUAUUCUAACUCUACUGGAUGUAGGCUACACUAAUAAGCUGCACAGGUUCUGUGUUUAUAUUCUCUAAUCUCACCAUGGAAGUAGCUUCAUUUAGGUAUUUUUAAGGAUUGUAGGUAAAGUGGUCCUCUGGUCAUUACAUUAGCAAAAGGUUUUUGUCAAAUUCAGUUUUUAAUAUGACAGCUAAAGUUUUCAGUUCCUUCCUGCAGAAAGUGAUUUAGUUUUUAACUCUAAAAUUUGUCUUUAGAAACAUUAUUAGAAGUUGAUGCUCUAAUUCUCUGUCACCACAAGGUAAUCAUUUAUGACUGACUAACCUUACAUUAAGUGUAAGCACCAGCACAACAGUUCUGACACAGGCACAUUCCAUCCUCUGAAGUGAGGGAUUGUUAAGAGAAUCCCUUGAUACAAUUUUUGAAGCAUCUAUUGUGUGGUUGUCUACCUCAGAUAAAUGUUGUCCCCUUUUUUUGAGAUAGUUUAACUUUAACUUUACCUUUUUAAGCGAUUGACGGCCAUAGAUCCAUGGUUUACAGAACUGAUUCAGGUAAAGCAGACCUUUGGGGGAAAAAAAGGAUAAAUUAGGGGACAGUUUUAUUCAGGUUUUUUCACUGUCUUUUUCCUAAUACAGAUGGAAAUAGACUUUUUUUAACCUCUUCAUAUCACUCUAAAAAUACAAUAAAAGUUUCUUUAACAUGUUAAUGCCAUUUUAAAAAGCAAAAGGAAUGUGUGACUGAACAGAAGAUAAUUUUGGAAAGGAGUACAGUGUACUUUGCAAAUUUUUAAGAACUUCCAUUGUGCUUAGAGAAUAUUCCUCUUGCAUCACUAAGUCAAUAUCAUGUGUAUAUUUCCCUACUCUGAUGGUACUAUUUUGUUAACUAGAACACUGAGAGUUUAGGAUUCUUAUUUAGAACUAGUACAUCUUAUUCCAUAAUGUAAUUCAAAGUAGCCAAUUAAUAUCUCCUUUGAUGUUAAAGGAAUAUUCUCUAUUUUACACUUACUGUUUCGUAAUGAAGUUUUAAAAUAAACUGAGCAUUAUUUCUCCUCCUCUUCCCACCGUGGUUUUAGCUGAAGGCUUAGCUUUAGUCAGUGAAACAGUGUGUGGCGAGAUUGUAGUGAAUGUUAACAGGACACCUUAUGCAAAGGCUUCAGUCAGAACAUAGAAAAAACAUUCUGUGAAUGAAAUGUAUGUAUGUUUGGAUUUUAUAGGAUUUUUUUACCAGCCCAAUUUACAUCCAUAUAUUUUCUUACGAUGUAACUUAUGAAAUAUCUAAUAACAGGUGCUGUAAUACUACUGUUGGGUUUUACUGUCUGGUGAUAAGUGUAUACAAUAUUUCUAAGAGCAACUGUGUACUGUGAUGUAAAAGUCUGGGCUAAAAUGUAUAUAAUCCUUGUAUAUAAUUGAGUACUGGAUUAUAAUUGCAGAUUGUAAAGAUUUAAUAAAAUAUGUAAAUAUUCUAGUCAAA